GGGGCACCUGGGGGACGCCACGGCGGUCUUCGACGUGAGGGGCAUGACCUGUGGCGCCUGCGUCUCCACGCUGGAGACCGCCCUGGCCCGCGUUCCGGGGGUGGUGACUGCCAAAGUGGCCCUUCUGUCCGAGCGCGCCGAGGUCCUCUUCGACUCGGAGGUCACGGAUACCAAAAAACUGACGGCCGCCAUAAAAGCGGUGGGCUACGAGGCUUCCCUGCGGACGAGCGCCAAAGAGGACGGGGUCAAGAGCCUCUCUACAGC
Nannochloropsis gaditana CCMP526 is the source of this 264-nucleotide messenger RNA. RefSeq lists its product as uncharacterized. The record is from RefSeq and is a predicted model, not a curated record. Gene Ontology annotation, molecular function: metal ion binding. The transcript has a single exon. The annotation marks the transcript as partial.